UGGUUUGUGGAUGCACUUCCCGACGGCUACCACUACGUUGGUCCAAAACUAAACACGAGCUAUGAGCCAAACUUGUGCGACUGCAGUUCUGUAGUGUACCAACUUAUGUCGGCGUGCGCUGCGUGUCAGAAUCGGACAUACAUAACGUAUCCUAACUGGGGAGCUAACUGUAGCAGCAUUGCGAUCGUGGAAGGCGAAUAUCGGCCAUCAUUGAUUCCUCCCGGCACUCUCGUGCCCAACUGGGCAUACAUUAAGCCCUCUAUCUACAAUGAAAUCUUCAACAUUGAUGCUGCACAAGGCGUUGGUGAUAAACCCGAGAGUUCUCAGGUGUUUUCGUCCACUGGCACGACAUCCAGCACGAGCUUCACAGUUUCCACCGUCACGACUUCUGCGUCCACUGACACAUACCCAACUAUUGUUACCACGACUGCCACCAACAAUGGGGGCGGUGGAGGCAGAAGUUCAAAUACUGGCGCCAUUGUAGGAGGAGUAGUCGGAGGUGUGGUUGGCCUUGCCCUGGUUGCAGUUCUCGCUAUGUUAGUUUUCAAAAGAUCAAGUUCAGGCGGGGAUCCCGCUGGCUAUCCGCAGGGUCUCUCGCAGCCUACGACCAUAGCCGGGAAUACGCAACCUGCUUCGUAUGAAGAACCUUGGGCUGGGCCGCAUGCACCCCGAAAUCCGAACGGACGGUACAGUGGCCUCCCUGAGGCCUAAGAUUUUUGUAUUCCGAACCUUGGCUUGAGGGUGGCCCCUGUUUUGGACAUCUAUCACCAUUUAAAAUGGCGCUGCUUCUGAAAUUUGUGUCGCAUUUUCCUUGGGGGAAGGGGAUGAAGGUGAAAUGGAACUCGAUCUACGAUCGUGUGCUCGCUUCGCAUUAGCAUUUACUGAGAUACCCCUGGUUAAACACAAACCGGCACCUACCUCCAACAAACCAUCAUUGCCUGGCAGACUGAUCCAUCGCUUCACCCAAUCUCGCCAUCCUGUAUUCGUAGUUUGUGCCAGUUAUGCAGUGAGAUUGAUAUGCUG
Molecule: messenger RNA, 1023 nt
Organism: Cantharellus anzutake
Lineage: Eukaryota; Fungi; Basidiomycota; Agaricomycetes; Cantharellales; Hydnaceae
Exons: 6
Source: RefSeq, a predicted model, not a curated record